This is a messenger RNA of Dibothriocephalus latus, 243 nucleotides long. The record is from the annotation of a GenBank genome assembly. Lineage: Eukaryota; Metazoa; Platyhelminthes; Cestoda; Diphyllobothriidea; Diphyllobothriidae.
AUGCCUUUGGCAGACUUUGUGGGGCAACGCCACGUGCCCUACGAAAAUAUCCGGAACAAGCCGAAAUGCCAAAACGAACUGCUGGCAAUAGAAGAGGUGUCGGAUUCAGAGGAGGAAGAUAGGGAGGUGGACGAGGGGGAGGAGGAGGAGGAGGAAGAAGGAGCUGUGAAUGUUGAAGAAAAGCAGCAAGUUGGCGACAAAGGUGGCAAGAAUUUGGAUAAAGCAACCGAACUGACCUCUUAA